Sarcophilus harrisii (Tasmanian devil) is the source of this 2364-nucleotide messenger RNA. It is a transcript of the gene BBS1, whose product is annotated as Bardet-Biedl syndrome 1. Gene Ontology annotation, molecular function: patched binding; smoothened binding. Gene Ontology annotation, biological process: protein localization to cilium; non-motile cilium assembly. Lineage: Eukaryota; Metazoa; Chordata; Mammalia; Dasyuromorphia; Dasyuridae. Bases 211 to 2172 code for a protein of 653 amino acids. The transcript has 18 exons. The record is from RefSeq and is a predicted model, not a curated record. Gene Ontology annotation, cellular component: centrosome; BBSome; axoneme.
GAGAGCCGAGCCGGGCAGCGCGGAACCUGCAGCCCAGAAGAUACCGCUAUAGACCGGGAGUGAGGCGCGGACGGCCGGCGCAGGCGCGUUCCCGUCGGGCUCUGCGGCUGCGCAGAACGCUCUCCAGAGUUCUGCUUGGAACCUUGGCGCGCUGCUCCCAGAGCCGACGGACCGCCGGGAGGAGGGCGCCGGGGCGGAGCCGCCGGGAGGAUGCGUCCGUUGUCCGGGGUGAUGGAGAAUAAGAUGGCGGCGAGCGGGGAUUCGGCGGGCUGCCGACCCAAUAGCACCGAAGCCAAUUCCAAAUGGCUGGAUGCCCAUUAUGACCCCAUGGCCAACAUCCACACCUUCUCCGCAUGCCUCGCACUUGCGGAUCUCCACGGGGAUGGCGAGUACAAGCUGGUGGUGGGGGACCUGGGUGCGAAUGGUCGGCACCCGCGCCUCAAGGUGCUCAAGGGACCAUCGGUGCUGACCGAGAGCCCCCUGCCCACCCUGCCGUCCGCCGCCGCUGCUUUUCUCAUGGAGCCCCACGAGCCUCGGACCCCAGCACUGGCGCUGGCCUCUGGGCCCUGUGUAUACGUCUACAAGAACCUUCGCCCUUACUUCAAAUUCAGCUUGCCUCCCCUGCCUCCCAACCCCCUGGAGCAGGACCUCUGGAACCAAGCCAAGGAGCGUAGUUAUUGGGGGGCUUGGCAGGGGUUCGGAUGUGCCUCCCGAAGGUCUCGUGGGGACUCCAGCUGGCCUUGGCCCAGUUCUGGGGGAGACAGUAGGAAAGAGGAGAAAGCGUUCACAUCUUGGGGAAAGCAAGGGCUUUGGAGCAAACAGGACCGGAUUGACCCUUUGACCCUAAAGGAGAUGCUGGAGGGGAUCAGGGAGAAGGCCGAGGUGCCCCUGUCGGUGCAGUCCCUCAGGUUCCUGCAUCUGGAGCUGGGAGAAAUGGAGGCUUUUGUUGCUCAGCACAAGAAUCAGCCCAUCAAGAGACAGACAGUCAUCACGGCCAUGACCAUCCUGAAGAAGAAUCUGGCCGACGAGGAUGCCGUGUCCUGCCUGGUGCUGGGGACCGAGAACCGCGAGCUCCUGGUGCUGGACCCCGAGGCCUUCACCGUCCUUACCAAGAUGAGCCUGCCCAGCGUGCCCGUCUUCCUGGAGGUGUCGGGCCAGUUUGAUGUGGAGUUCUGGCUCACGGCCGCUUGCCGCGACGGCAACAUCUACAUCCUGCGCAGGGACUCCAAGCGGCCCAGGUACUGCAUCGAGCUGAGCUCCCAGCCCGUGGGGCUGGUCCGCAUCCACAAGACGCUGGUGGUGGGCAGCACCCAGGACAUGCUGCACAGCUUCACCCACAAGGGAAAGAAGCUGUGGACGGUGCCCAUGCCGGCACCCAUCCUGACCAUGAGCCUCCUGGAGCAGCGCUCGCGGGGCCUGCAGGCCGUCAUGGCCGGCCUGGCCAACGGGGAGAUGCGCAUUUACCGAGACAAGGCCCUGCUCAACAUCAUCCGGACCCCGGACGCGGUGACCAGCAUCUGCUUCGGCCGCUACGGGCGAGAGGACAACACCCUCAUCAUGACGACUCGAGGCGGCGGCCUGGUCAUCAAGAUCCUGAAGCGAACGGCAGUAUUUGGAGAAGGGGCUGGAGAGGCAGGGCCCCCCCCAGCCCAAGCUCUCCGGCUCAAUGUGCCCCGAAAGACCAGACUCUAUGUGGACCAGACCUUGCGGGAGCGGGAGGCCGGCACCGCCAUGCACCGAGCCUUCCAGAUGGACCUCUACCUGCUGCGGCUGCGGGCCGCUCGGGCCUACGUGCAGGCCCUGGAGUCCAGCCUGAACCCCGUGUCUGCCACCCUCCGGGAGCCCCUCAAGCUGCAUGCCGUGGUUCAGGGCCUGGGGCCCACUUUCAGGCUGACCCUUCACCUCCAGAACACGUCUGCCGUCCGCCCGGCCAUCGGCCUGCUGGUCUCCUUCCUGUACAAUGAGUCCCUCUAUGCUCUGCCCCGGGCCUUCUUCAAGGUUCCCAUGUUGGUGCCAGGCCUCAGCUACCCCAUGGAGACCUUUGUGGAGUGUCUCAGUGACAAGGGCAUCUCGGACAUCAUCAAGGUGCUGGUUCUGCGUGAGGGCCAGAGCGCGCCCCUGCUGAGCGCCCACAUCAACAUGCCUGUGAGCGAGGGGCUGGUGGCCGCCUGAGCCCGGCGCUGGCCAGGAAUGAGCAGCAGCCAGGCAGGGCCUCCAUGUGGAGGCCGCCAUGGAGGCCAGCCCCGAGAGGGGCUUUGGAGGCACCGGCUGAUGGCCCGAGGAUCCCGCCUCCAAGCAGCUGGCACUUCUGCCUUCCCUUCCCCCUCAGGCCUGCCAUUGGCUGUCAUUAAAGGGGUGAGGAGC